This is a messenger RNA of Euleptes europaea (tarantolino), 1178 nucleotides long. Its product is annotated as zinc-regulated GTPase metalloprotein activator 1A-like. The coding region runs from base 17 to 1162 and encodes 381 amino acids. Lineage: Eukaryota; Metazoa; Chordata; Lepidosauria; Squamata; Sphaerodactylidae. Gene Ontology annotation, cellular component: cytoplasm. The transcript is spliced from 15 exons. The record is from RefSeq and is a predicted model, not a curated record.
UGCAGGUGACUCAAAAAUGGAAGACGCUUUUAUGGAUGAAGAAGAGGAUUGCCCAGAAUUGAUUCCCAUAAAUGAGCCGGAAAUUAAGGAUAGUACAAGGAGAGAUGUGCAAUCCAAUCAGGCUGCUAAGAUCCCUGUUACUAUUAUCACUGGAUAUUUAGGUGCUGGAAAAACUACUCUUCUUAACUAUAUUCUGACAGAACAACAUAAUAAGAGAAUAGCUGUUAUCCUGAACGAGUUUGGUGAAGGAAGUGCAUUGGAAAAAUCUUUGGCUGUAAGUCAAGGUGGAGAACUCUAUGAAGAAUGGCUAGAGCUCAGGAAUGGUUGCCUCUGCUGUUCUGUAAAGGACAAUGGCUUGAAGGCUAUUGAGAAUCUAAUGCAGAAGAAAGGAAAGUUUGACUAUAUUCUGCUAGAGACAACUGGGUUGGCAGAUCCAGGUGCUGUUGCCUCCAUGUUCUGGGUUGAUGCUGAAUUAGGAAGUGACAUUUAUCUUGAUGGUGUUGUCUCUGUUGUUGAUGCAAAGUAUGGACUACAGUAUCUGAGAGAAGAAAAACCCAGUGGCCUUGUCAAUGAAGCUGCGAGACAGAUUGCACUAGCGGAUCUUAUUAUCAUCAAUAAGACUGAUUUGGUUCCACAGGAAGCACUGAUGAAACUGAGAACAGCUGUCAGGUCAAUAAAUGGAUUCACCAAAAUUAUAGAAACUCAAAGAUCAAGAGUUGAUCUUUCUGAUGUGUUAGACCUGCAUGCUUUUGACAGUGUCUCAGGAAAAAGCUUGCAACAGAAGCUGCAACUUCAAGACUCACCGCAGCCACACCUAGAUAAGAAUAUUGUCACAUCCACAUUUGAAAUACAAGGAAGCACAACUGAAAAAGACCUAAAUGAGUUUGUUCAAAACUUACUGUGGGAGAAGGCUUUCAAAGACCAGAGAGGUAACCCCAUGGAAGUCAUAAGACUCAAGGGGCUGGUGUCUAUCAAAGAUAAACCUUAUCAAGUGAUAGUACAAGGUGUUCAUGAGCUGUAUGAUCUGGAAGACACCACUGUAAGAUGGAAGGAGGAGGAUGAACGAACAAAUAGAUUGGUGUUAAUAGGUAGGAACUUGGAUAAAGAUAUCCUUCAGGAUGCCUUUAUAGCUACUGUGACAAAGAGAGAAGAAAACGGUUGAUGUUACCUGCUGAACA